GUGUGUUGGUUCUUUUUGAAGAUCGCGCCUAAAGUGGGCUUGGAGGUUCCGAGCGAGCGAUGAGCCACAGGAAGGCAGCGGGCCGAGCGGCAGGGAGAGCCCGGGCCAGCGGGGUCGGCGGAGGGCUGUCCGGGAAAGCCGGCGGCUCGGGCAGUACGGCUGACGGGCCGAAAGGCCAGGCUGGGGGAGGGGGUGAGGAGGUGGGUGCAAGGGAGUGCAGCAACCCCGGGGGGCGCCGCCGAAAGGACAGCGAGAGCCCCGGGGGGAGAGGAAGCAGGAAUAAACCGGGGGCGGCGAGGCCGGGCCGCGGGGGGAAGCGGAGGGCUGCUGCCAGGGAUAGUAGCGAUAGCGGGGGCCGAAGGGUCACGGCGGUGGGAGCCGAGGACCUGAACAAAGCGCUGAGGGGUGUAGUAGAAAAGCUGAAGAUCAGGUCGGUACAGAAAUCCCGAGCAUCGAGGCAGGUGAAUGAGGUGGUGGACCGCUUACUCCGAUACAUCAGGAAGGAAUCUGGAGGCUGUUUCUCUGAUGUGACAAAGUUGGCCAGUGGCAGCUACUACGAAAACGUGAAGAUUUCAGAACCAAAUGAAUUUGACAUAAUGAUCGUCAUCCCUAUUAAAAGAAUUCAGUUUCUGGAAGUGGACACUGAAGGUGCUUUCUACCAAGUGACAUUUAAGAGAAAGCCGGGUGCAAACCCCCUCAGUCAGUUUGUUUGCAAUGACACACUGUCUGCUGAAGAAAUGAUCUGUCACCUCAGGAAACUCAUCAAAGAAGGGGUGAAAACUCUGACAGAAUACAACAUAAAAUUGGAAAGGAGAAAGCCAGGAUGUCCUGCUGUGACCCUUCAGAUUGAGGACAAGGAAUAUGGGCCAAUCUCCCUGGACAUGGUUUUAGCCCUGGAGGUUCAUUCACAGAGCUGGCCAGGGAGCACCACCAAAGGUCUAAAGAUUGAAGGCUGGCUGGGAAAGAAAGUCAGGAAAGAAUUCAGGAUGAAGCCUUUUUAUCUUGUACCAAAGCAUCCACUUAACCUGGCAGAAGGAGCAUGCAAUCAAUCACAGAAAGAAAUGUGGCGGAUUUCAUUCUCACAUAUUGAAAAGAUGAUGCUCCUGAACCAUGGCAGCUUAAAGACGUGCUGUGAAAGUGAAUCAUCUAAAUGUUGCAGGAAGCCCUGUCUGAAACUUUUGAAAAACCUCAUCCAAAAACUUAAGGAGAAGAAUCCUCGCAUUCUGGCGAAUGUUGUUUCAUACCAUGCAAAAACAACGCUGCUGCACGCAUGUGUCAAAAGACCUCAAGAUGAACAGUGGUCCUUUGAAGAACUUGACACCUGCUUUCUUCAGCUGGUGGACGACUUCAUUGAAUACCUUAAGGCAUCCAACCUUCCUCAUUUUUUCAUUCCCACAUUCAAUCUCUUUAACCCUUCCUCAUUUAAGUCAAAAUGCAGGGAAACUCUGUUGCGUCUAAUUGAAAGCGAGAGAAAGAAUAACUUCCAAAUCUUGUCACGGUCCCGGUAAUUGCGUAACAGUCACUGAUGAUUCAAGUUUGGGAGAAACACAGAUAGCAGAAGUUGAGAAGUUUGGUUUAAAAACAGCCCCUGGAAUCCUGAACUAAAUGCAUGCCAAAUAGAACACAUAGGCAAGGAAAUUAUGUUGAACGUUUGUAAAAGACAGGUUACACUUCCAGCUGGAGAACUACGUUGAUCUUAGCAAUUGUGCAGAGAAGAUUUACAAGAAUAGCGUUUCAGAUGAGGGACACAAGUUGUGCAGAGAAACUGAACAAGGUGGGAUUAUUCUCGCAAUAGCAGAGUAGGUCAUGGGAACAUCGCAACAAGGUUUCUGAUUCAGGAGAUAUUGAGACUGACAGCACAGAUAGUAAUCAGAGGGGGACAGAUUGAAGGUCUUUGGCAAAAGAAGCAGGGAGGUGUAUUAUAUUCUAUCACAAUUAGUUGAUGUGAGAUAUGCUGAGUGGUGUUGGAAGCAGCUUCAAUAGUUGAAACUAUUCAACGUUCAACACGUAGUUACUUGGAAAGGUGAAAUUUAUCAGACUACUGUGAAAGAGCAGGGGAAAGAAACAACAUGGGCACAAUGUGCUGAAUAACCUCUUUUUGUGCUACAAGUCAUUCUAUGAAAAUAAGAACCUGAUGGAUUUGUGCAAUAGAUUUUGUUCUCAUUUUAAUGCUGGUUAAUUUACUGGGAUCAAAAAGUCUGCAAACCAGUGAAUUUAACACAAUGACAAGCAAGUUCAAGCAUAACAGUGGAGCAGGACCUUCAGACAUUUUUUAAGAAGAGCCUGAUCUUGUUUUAGCAGCUAAAUUUGUCUGUUCAUUUUUGAAAUUUUAAAUCUUAAGGUUACAUGUACACACAUGGUUAGCUGACUGGUCAGACAACUGGUUUGUAAUGCACACUGAUGCCAACUGCUUCAAUUCUCACACAGGCUGAGGUGACAAUGAAAGCCCACCUUGUCAACCUCACCCCCCAUCUGAACCAUGGUGACCCUCAGGUUAAAUCACCAUCAGUUGUUUCUUUUUAAUGAGCGUGUAGUUCUCUGGGACUAUGGUGACUUUAAUGUUUUUAUGGCCAACAGAACCAUCACUGAGUGUAAUAUUAGUGUGACUAGUUCACAACAGCCAAUUCUGAAUACAAAUUAUGGACCAAAGGUAUUAUAACAGAAAUGUACAAAAAUAAGGACAUUGCUGCUUGUCUUUUGACAGUGAUGUCCAUUCAGGGUUAUAGGUUUCUACUGUGAUGGACCAGGCUGACGCUCACGGGCACAUGAAAGCAGGGCAUUCUAUACAGCAGUCACACCUGGAAUACAGAAUGUGUUUCCAUUUGGCCUUAUCACUAAGGACCUAAAGUGUGGUGUAGCUCAUAGGACAGGCUGUUGCCAUCUUUAAUGACUGGAAGCAAUCUCUUCCCAGUCAUAAAUGUCAAAUGCCAUCAGGCCUCAGUGUCUUUGCAGCGUUUUCUUUGUCUUCCCCUGGAAUAUUGCCAUUUGAGAAAAUAUACCCUGGUGAUGCCCGUUAGGCGUCCAGGCAGUGAUUGAUUUUGCAGGCAUUUUGAAUGUUUGUAGAGCUGGCUUCAAGAAUGAUGCAAAUCUUGUUUAGUUUUUCAUCACACUAUUCUAUUACCUACUCUCAUUACAUUUUAUUGGGAUAAUGCAAAUUCUUAUCUCGACGGCUUUGAAGCAAAUAUCCAAGUUUCCUGAGCUACCUCCAAGAACCACAGAAAAAGGACUUGCUGCUUUCUAUUGGUUGCACUGAAUGUAUCACGUUUAGCUUUAAAUAAAAUAAACCAGGAAUAGUAUCUGAAAAACAAUAUUAUUGUAAAAAUAGAUUCACCAAAAUAUGCUUUUAUACUUUUUAUUUGCUAAUAUAAGCUACAGAACCAAAGGAGCAAGGAUCCACCAUCACUUCUGUUACAAAUUUGGCACUUUGUUCACAUCAACUUAAGAUUUCAACCCUAAAUUGUUUAACAUUUAUA
Messenger RNA from Stegostoma tigrinum, 3473 nucleotides. RefSeq names its product cyclic GMP-AMP synthase-like. Gene Ontology annotation, cellular component: cytosol; nucleus; site of double-strand break. The transcript is spliced from 5 exons. Gene Ontology annotation, molecular function: double-stranded DNA binding; 2',3'-cyclic GMP-AMP synthase activity; chromatin binding. The record is from RefSeq and is a predicted model, not a curated record. Gene Ontology annotation, biological process: activation of innate immune response; negative regulation of double-strand break repair via homologous recombination; DNA damage response. NCBI's taxonomy places the organism in Eukaryota, Metazoa, Chordata, Chondrichthyes, Orectolobiformes, Stegostomatidae. The coding region runs from base 60 to 1508 and encodes 482 amino acids.